Messenger RNA from Rhea pennata, 357 nucleotides. RefSeq names its product basic proline-rich protein-like. The coding region runs from base 63 to 338 and encodes 91 amino acids. The transcript is spliced from 3 exons. The record is from RefSeq and is a predicted model, not a curated record. Lineage: Eukaryota; Metazoa; Chordata; Aves; Rheiformes; Rheidae.
UGGGGGGGAGGGGAGGGGGGGCGCAGCGGGACGCCUGGGCCCCUGCCCCGCGGAGCGGCGCCAUGAUGAUCCCCCAGACUAGAGUCUCCGACCCCCGUGACGACCCCCAGGGCCUGAGCGACGCCCGCCGCCCUCCCCGGGCGCGGCCUCCCCCGCCCCCCCCGCUCACGUCUCCGUUUCUCCCCGCAGGCCGGAGCCCCCGGACGCCUGGUCCCCCGGAUGCAGCAUGCGGUGCCCAAGACCCGCCGGGACCAGGACGCGGCAGACCCCGGCACAGAGCCUGCGAGGGACAGACGGCGCCGACAGAUUGGGGGGGCGGCUGGGGUCGGGGCAAAUAAAGUCGGGUUUGGGUCUGGA